Messenger RNA from Loa loa (African eye worm), 300 nucleotides. RefSeq lists its product as hypothetical. The transcript is spliced from 2 exons. The record is from RefSeq and is a predicted model, not a curated record. NCBI's taxonomy places the organism in Eukaryota, Metazoa, Nematoda, Chromadorea, Rhabditida, Onchocercidae. The coding region runs from base 1 to 300 and encodes 99 amino acids.
AUGCCGCACGUUAGCUCCGAUGAGGAAAUAGCAGCAACGAUGGAGCUCCAUUCCUUAGAAUGGUGCCCCAUGGCCACGAAGGCCGUCAUAAGUAAAGGGGCUGCUAAACGAAGGAGACUAGAGCUAGUUGGUAGAAGCGACGAAGCUCAGCACUAUUACAUUCCUGGUAAGUGCACAAUAACAAUAAGAUUUUCUACCAGUGAAAAGACACGUCGUGUGCAGAGCCAUCCCAAUCAAACCUACGCUUCACUCCAGUGUCAAAAUCCUCGUCUUCGCGCAAGUACUCUGUUAGCUGGCUAA